Molecule: messenger RNA, 1569 nt
Organism: Mytilus trossulus (common blue mussel)
Lineage: Eukaryota; Metazoa; Mollusca; Bivalvia; Mytilida; Mytilidae
Product: monocarboxylate transporter 4-like
Exons: 5
Coding region: 57-1376 (439 amino acids)
Biological process (GO): monocarboxylic acid transport; transmembrane transport
Cellular component (GO): membrane
Molecular function (GO): monocarboxylic acid transmembrane transporter activity
Source: RefSeq, a predicted model, not a curated record
UCGGCAUUCAUUAUAAUUAAAUCGUAAUUUAAGUUUUACUCUAAUACAUGUGAAUUAUGACACUGACCGAACCUGACAAAGGGUGGGCUUGGAUUAUCCUUGUGGCAUCAUUCGUGGAGCAUUGCAUUGCUGGAUUCUCUCUUUAUUCUAUUGGACUUUUUCAUAUCAUAUUUCUAGACAGAUUUCGUGAGGACAUUACUUUAACUUCAUGGAUUAGUGCUGUUUUCUUGUGCUUCCUUAGUUUAACAGGACCUUUGGCAAGUUAUUGCAUCGGAAGAUGGGGCUGUCGAGUUACCAUGAUAAUAGGAUCCCUCCUGUUGACAACGUCAGUUGUAAUCACAGCAUUUGUGCAACACAUAGCACUUGCAUUUCUAUUUUUCGGUGUUUUCGCAGGUAUUGGAGUAGGUUUUCUGUACACCACUGGAUAUAUUGUUAUAGCUUUUAACUUUGAAAAGAAGCGUAACAUAGCAACUGGCAUCGCUGUGGCAGGCUGUGGGAUUGGUCCAUUUGUAUUAAGCCCAAUUUACCAGAUGAUACAUCACGAAUAUGGAUAUAAUGGAUUCUUCCUUUUGUUUGGUGGGCUAUCAUUGAACGCAUGUGUUGUUGGAGCAUUGCUACGUCCUUCGAGAUUGGAGGUAUCAAGUAGAAUAGCAAGAACUAAAAAAAGAACAUUUGAUAAAACUGGUUGUGAAUGUGAUUUAAGUGUUGUAAAAAACCUACCACUGUUUUGUGUAUGUAUAUCUGGAGUAUUUCUCAAUGUAGGGAUUUUCCUUGUUUACUUACAUUUUCCUACAUACGCAAUGGAAAAUAGUUCUACGGAAGAAGAAGUUUCUUGGUAUUUAUCUAUAGCGGGUAUUUCUAGCUGUGUUGGUAGACUAUUAUUAGGAAUGGCAACGAACAGUGAAGACGUUAGUGAAGAUAUAGUAUUCUUUGGAACAUAUUCAAUUCUUGGUUGUGCUACUAUUUUACUGCCUUCAUUUAUAAAAUUCCAUUACGCGAAAAUAUGUUAUUCCAUACUGUUAGGAGUUAAUUCAGGGAGUUGUUACGUAGUCAUUAAUACCAUUGUUUUGCGAUUGACUGGUCCUAACCACGUCGCACAAGGCACAGGUUAUGUACUGGCCUAUAUAGGAGUAGGAACUUUGAUAGGACCGCCAUUAGCAGGAUUUAUAAUUGACAACGGAGGAAGCUACGCAGAAUCAUUUGUUAUAGCAGGUUUAUCACUGAUUAUAGGUGCUUUUAUAGAAAUCUGCAGUUUCUGCUUUAAAACUGAUACGUACAAAAUACCUCACACAGAAGAUAUCAAUAUUUGUGUUACAGAUGACGAAAUAAAUAGUAAUAGCAAAAUUGCUAUAGAAGAACAAACAAAACUCACAUAAAAUAAUAAGUGAAUUAAAGGUUGAAGCAUUUCAAAAUAUUCAGUAUUAAUAAAUGUUACCUAUGAUUUUUUUAAUUAAUGACAAAGAGGGGCAUUAAUCUGUUUGUUAAUAUAAGGAAUGUAUAAAUUUUCAGCCAUGUCCAGUUUGAUUAAUUUGUUAUUUUUUUUUAUAUCAUAAACUCAUUACUCUAGAA